GCACUUCCUGCAUCGUCCACUGCAAUAUAUAAACCCCCGAAGACGGACUUCUCCUAAAACACUCACAAAGUUUGCAAAGCGCAAAAACUCCUCAUUCGCAGCCCUCCCUCUCUCUAAUCCAUUGCUGAGGCUUUAGGGGUGAUACAGCCUUGGCAACGCAGGCACAAGGUAACGCUGCGCAAGAAAAGAUCAGUCCAAGACGCGGGAUAUUCUGUCUGCAGUUUCCUGAAACCAAACAUGAAACCUCAGUUAUUUGCCAUAGACCUAAUACUUCUGUGCAUAUCUUGCGGAGCAAGUGCAUUGGCAACGAGUAUUCCUGCUGUGUCCGCGUCCUUGCCAGUCGCCAGUUUCACCAAUCUUAGCGCAGCGCACAGCUAUGGAACAGACACCACGACUAUUUAUAAAAUCAGGAGGAAGCGUUAUAUUAGUCAGAAUGACAUGCUUGCCAUUCUUGAUUACCAUAACAAAGUAAGAGGGAAGGUGUUUCCCCCAGCAUCCAAUAUGGAAUACAUGGUGUGGGACGACACCCUGGCUAAGACAGCAGAGGACUGGGCUCAUGCCUGCCUGUGGGAGCACGGGCCACCUCACCUCCUCAGGUUCCUGGGUCAAAACCUCUCUGUCAGGACAGGACGCUAUCGAUCCAUUCUUCAGCUAGUAAAGCCAUGGUACGAUGAGGUCAAAGAUUACUCUUUUCCAUACCCCCGCGACUGCAACCCUCGAUGCCCUCUCAGAUGCUAUGGACCCAUGUGUACCCAUUAUACACAGAUGGUGUGGGCAACAUCCAACAAAGUGGGCUGUGCUGUUCACACGUGCCAUAAUAUGAACGUAUGGGGCUCAGUGUGGAAACGGGCAACGUAUUUAGUUUGCAACUACUCACCUAAGGGUAACUGGAUCGGAGAGGCUCCCUACAAAGUAGGCGUACCCUGCUCCGCCUGCCCUCCCAGCUACGGGGGCUCAUGCAGCAACAACAUGUGCUUCCCUGCUCUCAAGACAAACUACCUGCACUGGUUCAAAUAAACACAGGUUUCCUCUUGACAUAAGCUGACAACCUACAGUACCACAGAGACAUCAUUUUAAUCCCGUAAGGAUUUGCACAACAGUCGUGGACCACACUAUUUUGUAUAUAUGGGCUUAUUUAAAGACUCAAACAUACAUUUGAAGGCAGCAGAUGAUUUAGCGUUGAUGACUUGUAAAUAAACUGUAAAUUAAUUACAUUUGUACCAGAAUUGCUAUGACUAUUUGAAUUGAUGAAAUAUAACUUAUGUAUAGAGUGGAUCCUUAAACACAGUGUAUACUGUAUGUGGUGCUGCAUAUACUUUUGUUUUCAAUACAUUAGUUCACCACUGACAAUGUGGUAAUUAAGGACAUAACCAGAUAUAGCUGCUCAUACCUGCUCACUUUGGUGCUAUGGGCAUCACACCUUCAUGUUGUGUGCUCUGCCUUCACAGGAAUGUUGUGAUAAAUAGAUCAAAGCUUUUGACCUCAGAGGGUAAAACCUACACUGCCAGUGUCAGCUUUGUAGCUGCCGAAGGUACAACAAACAUCAUACUUAAGUCAACUUUCAUUUGUGUCCUGCAACAAAUUUGCAAAAAUUUGUUGACAAAAGUGCACUUACUGUAAACUGAAAAUAUAUGACAAAAUGAACAUACAUCAGAGGUCUUUAUUUGAAGACCUGCUGCCAGCAUAGAUGACGUUUGUUUCAGCAUUUACACAGUGCAUUUGCAGUUCUAAUCUGCACUGAUUAGGUUGUGUUUCAUUACAGACGUUUCAUACUUCGAGGCAUUUCACAGGUUUCAUUCAUAUUUCAUGUAAUAUUUAUACUAAAGAGAGCACAUACAAUAAAUCUGACCCACAUAUGUGUUUUAUAAUCAUAUUUGUACACGGUAUAUUGGUAUAUUGGACAAAUCCAUUGUUUAUAUUUUGUUAUGAUCACUGAUGUAGGUUUUUGGAGUUAGGCACUCAAGUGCACCUUAAUUGUUUGUGGAUUUCCAAAAUAACAGGAAAUUAUUAUUUUUUUGUACAUGUAGAUAAUCAUUAUACCUUGACUAUCCUAAAACAAGUAUACUAUAAGUUAUUCAUUUUUAUGGGAAAAAAUAUUUAAUUGAUAGUAAUUUUUUAUUGUUUUGUAAGAGUUGUAAAUAUAUCUAAACAAUUAAAAAGUACUGAAUAUGGUUCAUUUACAUGUCAACUUUUAGAAUGUUGAAGGAAAUUUACUGUAAUGUAAAUUAACUUGGUACAUUUCUGUGAACGAAGCACUAGCAUAAUAUUGGCAAGCGAAUGCCUCAACACUUUUAACUUGGCAAAUGCAUCAGACUUUCUUUUCAAAUUGGGACAGUUUCCAGUACUAUCCAACACUGAGAAGGCAAUAUCAUCAGCGUAAUGGAGACAUACACAAAAAAUAACAAAAAAACACAAACUUUAGUGGGAAAUACUACAUUACAAAAUAGGAAAUUGACAUUUUCCGCACUGACUGUAUUUAAAUCAACAUUAACAUCAAGCUAUCUAUGCAAUGAACUGCGCUUUUCCUGUUGUGUUUUGUAUUUGUAAUAAAAUGGUCUAUUUUGA
Messenger RNA from Siniperca chuatsi (mandarin fish), 2565 nucleotides. RefSeq names its product peptidase inhibitor 15a (gene pi15a). Gene Ontology annotation, cellular component: extracellular region. Lineage: Eukaryota; Metazoa; Chordata; Actinopteri; Centrarchiformes; Sinipercidae. The record is from RefSeq and is a predicted model, not a curated record. Bases 238 to 1017 code for a protein of 259 amino acids. The transcript has 6 exons.